Messenger RNA from Parastagonospora nodorum SN15, 237 nucleotides. RefSeq lists its product as hypothetical. Lineage: Eukaryota; Fungi; Ascomycota; Dothideomycetes; Pleosporales; Phaeosphaeriaceae. The transcript has 2 exons. The record is from RefSeq and is a predicted model, not a curated record. Bases 1 to 237 code for a protein of 78 amino acids.
AUGAAGUCAUCAUUCCCUCCCGAAGUCAUCUAUCUCGAGGUAGAUGGUAGAGGAACCCUCGUCUUCAAGGAUACUCCAGAAGGUGCAGUUCCAGUGAUCCGGAUCGCGCGGGGACUAGAACCCGAUGCAUGCGUGGCUGGGGCUGAGAACGCCAGUACAAAUUCGACCAUGGCGGCGUCGUUUAAGCACGCAUGCAUUUACAAGCAACUGUCGAUUUCUUGGGACGACGGAAAGUAG